Candida albicans SC5314 is the source of this 3012-nucleotide messenger RNA. RefSeq lists its product as uncharacterized. Lineage: Eukaryota; Fungi; Ascomycota; Pichiomycetes; Serinales; Debaryomycetaceae. The coding region runs from base 1 to 3012 and encodes 1003 amino acids. The transcript has a single exon. The record is from RefSeq and is a predicted model, not a curated record.
AUGAGUGAUAAUGAAAUUAAAUCAUCUUCAAUGCAUCAUCACCGUCAUCAUCAUCAUCAUCAACUGCAAUUGCAAGAGGAACAACUCUUAACCAAUGAAGACAACUCCUAUUCUCAAAACCAAAAUAAAGAUAGCAGUGAUAGUUGCUUAACUGCUCCACUUAUAACUGAUAUAAACACCACUAAUAAUGGCAUACAACUUAAUCAAGAACAACCAUUAGUACCAUAUGAUUCAUCAAAUGAAGAAACCCCGUUAUUAUUAAAUAAUUCAAUAUCCACUAUCACCACCACCACUACCACCACUAAGUCAUCACAAUCAACAUGCUUCACUUGGUAUUAUAUUAUAAUAAUAAUAACAUCUAUAAUAUUGAUUGGAUUAUUAUGGGGUGGUAUUAUUUAUAAUAUUGUUCAUAACAUUGAAUCAUCAAUUAACGAUUCCAUUCAAUUUAAUCUUGAUCAAGUAUCGAUUCAACUGAUAACUUCUCAAGGUAUCAAUAUUCAUAUAUUAGGUUCAAUUGAUAUUAAUUAUAAUGAUAUUAUUAAUCUGAUUCAACGGAAUUCAAUUAAAUUGAUUACUGGGAUAUUUGGUAGUUUAACAAUUAUAAAUUUACAACCCAUUGAAAUUUAUAGUAAAUUUAUUGAUUUAGAAGAAAAUGACAACCUGUCGUUUAUUCAUUUGGUGGAUUCUUAUAUUCCUUCAAUACAACCAAUUGAUAUUAAAAUUGGGAAUUUACAAACUACUGAUAUUGAUAUUAUAUCAUCUUGUAAAUUUAUUAAUAAUGAAAAUUUUAUGAAAUUUUUAAAUGAUUAUUAUAAAUUACAAAAUGAUGAUGAUGAUGAUGAGGAGGAUGAUAAAAUUAAUUUGAAAAUUAAAGGAUUAGUUAAACAAGUCAAAAUUAAAUUAUGGUGGAUGAUUCUGUAUGAUGUGGAAAAUAUUGAAUUUUAUAAAGAUGUAACAAUUUAUAAACAUGAUAUUAUACCUACAGUUAAUAUUGAUAAAUUUAAUCUUUAUUCAACAAUUGAUAAUAAAGGUAAUGAUAUUAUUAAUAUUAAAAUUAAUGCUUUAAUUGAAAUACCAAAAUUUAUUUUAUCAUCAAUUCCAAAUUUAAAAUUUAAAUUUGGCUUUAUUAAUUGGAAUUUAUUUUUCAAUGAUUGUGAUGGGAUAGAUAAAUUAAUUAAAGUGGGAUAUUGGCAAAGUUGUCCAUUUCAAAUAGUACACCAAGAAGGAGAAAACCUAUAUCAACCUAUUUUAUUGACAGUCAUAGGGAAUAUAUCAUCUAUACCUGAUGAAUUAAUGAAUGAAUGUCCUAAUAAUAAUGAUGGUAAAAGUCCAUUAAAUAAAAUAUUACAAAAAUAUUUAGAUAAUGAACCCAUUGAAUUUUAUCUACAAUUGUUAAGUAGUUUAGAUGAAAACGAUAAUGGGAUACCUGAUUGGUUAUUUAAAUUUUUACAUGAUACACCAAUUAAAUUAACUAUAACAUUACCGAAAAUGAAUAUAGAUCAAUUUGAUUUUCAUGAAAAUCUUGAAAUUAUAAAUCAUUCAUCUGAAGUUUCGAUAAUGAAUAAUGAUCAAUUUUUAGUUAGUCAUUGGAAUUCUAAUAUUUCAACAUUAAUUACAACAAUAAAACCAUUCAAACUGGUAGAUUUGGAUAUAAAUAAAUUUAAAUUUGAUUUUGAAAUAUCGUCUAUUGAUAAUAAUGUUUUAGUUAAAGUCAAUUCUAAUGAUGAAUAUAUUUAUAUAACUAUGAUUAAUGAUAAUCAAGAAUUGAUUAAUAUGGUUAUGAAUUUACCAAAUUUGAAUAUUUCAAUAAUUGAUGCCCACCAAAUGGGCAAUAUUAUCAAUAAACUACUCAAUAGGGAUUAUACGGAUAACGAUGGAGAAAAAGAACCGGACUUGUUUAUUGAAGGUAAUGUAUAUGACGUAUAUGGGAAUUUACCAAUAUGGAAAAACAACAACAACAACAACAAGCAAAGGAAGUUGAUUGAUCAUUUAUCUAUACCAUUGAUGAAAUUACCAAAAUUAUCAACUAUGGAAAGUUUUCCAGCUUAUACUUUGGAUACGUUAUCAAAUUUAACUAUUACAAUAACAAACCUUUAUUUAAUUGAAUCAACUAUUCGAAAACUUGAAUUAUCAAUUGAUUUAACUAUUUAUAAUCCAACCAAUUUCAACAUUAAUUUAGAUUCAUCAAUAUUAAUAGAUUCAAUAAUUUGGCAAAUUUUUAAAAAUGAUUCAUUAAUUAGUUCAAUAAAAGUAUCAAUACCGGACACUAAAGGUGGAAAUGGAAAUGGAAAUGAAAAUGGAAAUGGAAAUUUAUUCAUCCCUAUUCAAGAUUAUUUCAAUACAACUAUGAAGAUAAAUAUUUACUCAUUAAAUUAUCGAGAUAAAUCAAUAUUAGAAAAUUCAAUAAGUUCAUUCAUAUCAAAUGAUAAUUUAUCCAAUAUCACCGUAGCACCAGUCAUUCCCAUUAUCCAUUCUAAUCCAUUGAUGGAAUUAUUAUUACCAAUUGAAUUAACUAAUAUAACAAUAAAUUCACAAAUCUUAACAAAUGGUAUAAUAAAUUUCCCAGAAAAAUUGAUUCAAAAUAUUCAAAUUCAUUUAUUAACUUCACAAAUCCAAUUUGAAAUUUAUAACCCAAUAAUUAAUUCUUCAAUUAUAUUGUAUAUUUAUACUGGGUUAGCUAAAACCAAUACCACCACAGAUGGAAGUGGAGAUGGUGAUGGGGAUGGUGACGGUGAUGUUAUUGAAUUGGGUCAUUUAUUACAUCAAGAACGAUUAAUUAUUCCAUUUUCACAAAAUGGACAAAAUGGGAUUUAUAAAUCACCGAAAUUACCAAUUAAAAUAAACCCAAUGGGUAUGGAAAUCUUGAAGAAAAUUUUAUAUGAAAAACCUGAUCCUGAUGGAAAACAUUCUGUGAAAAAUGUGGAAAUAAAUACUGUAUUUAAUGUUAAAAUUGAUCAAUUUGAUGUUGAAUUAUAUUAUAAUGGUAAUAUUGAUGUGAAAUUGGCCAUGUAA